CGGGGCUUUUAUUUGGUUUCCACUAGUUGCCACAAAGACGCUAUAUCGUAAUAAUUCAUGGAGAAAAAAAAACGAUUAUUUUUGUCUUAAUUGAAGGUAAGGCAUAAUUUUAAAGAAAAUAAAUGGUAGAAAUAGGCAAGGUGUGUGGCUUUGGGAACUAGUGACGACCAUUUCCUUUUGACAGGAACUUCCGCAUGUAGCUACAUCCGCUUCUAGUAAAUUUCCCUUCCAGUCAUUUCUAGUCCGCUUCUAGUAAAUUCUACGGCGAGUGCGCAAGCUCCUUGCAUUUCAAAACGAGUUUUCGAGAAAAACCAGGAGUCCUAAAACCAAGCUCACCGGCGCUCAGCUACUGUAGCUAACCCAUUAACUAGACACCGCUGUCAUCAUGGCGAAAUGGGGAGAAGGGGAUCCACGCUGGAUCGUGGAGGAGAGAGCCGAUGCAACAAACGUCAAUAACUGGCAUUGGACCGAACGAGAUGUGACCGGCUGGUCAACAGACAAGCUGAAGGAGCUUCUAUUGGGGCUGCGCGUGGAGGGCCCAGAGGGGAGCUGCGAGGUCACUGACAUCCCCAAUCUGGACGGUGAGGCAUCCAUCAACAACCGCAAGGGGAAGCUCAUCUACUUCUACGAGUGGAACGUCAAGGCUACGUGGACUGGAACAUCAAAAUCCGGAAUCAAGUACAAAGGGAACAUCGAAGUUCCCAACCUCUCUGAUGAAAAUGACAUGGACGACCUAGAUAUCAGUGUGUCACUUUGCAAAGAUGAACCCAACACAACCCUCACCGAACUCAUGAAGAAGGAGGGAGCGAAGAAAGUGCGCGCUGCCCUGGGGAGCUAUGUGGAUCACCUAAAAUCCGAGUUCACUCAGGGCAUGAUCCUCCCAACGGCGAAUGGAGUGGCGAGCAAGCCACAGCCAACGCAGACAAAGGUCAAAGUGGACAAAACCCAGAUUGGAUCCUCCGUAUCAGCCCCCUCUCCUAGCACAGGGGUCAAGAUCCCCACCUGCAAGUUUAGUCUCAAGGAGACCUUCCUCACCUCACCUGACGAGCUGUACAGAACCUUCAUCAACCAGGACAUGGUCCAGGCGUUCACCCAUGCUGCAGCAGUGGUCGACGGAGACAAAGGAGGGAAGUUUCAGCUGCUAGAGGGAAGCGUCAACGGAGAGUUUCUGGAGCUGGUCCCAGAUGAAAAGAUAGUUAUGAAAUGGAGGUUCAAGACCUGGCCAUGUGAGCACUAUGCAACUAUUACCCUGAACAUGAAGGAUAGAGGCAAUGAGACUGAGCUGAAGGUAGAAUUUAAAGGAGUCCCGACGGUAGAGGAGGAUCGGACAAAGGAGGGUUGGAAGAGACACUACUUUGAAGCCAUCAAACAGACUUUUGGAUUCGGGGCCCGACUCUACUGAAUAAUGUUUAAAAAAAAAAAAAAAAAAAAAAAAAAAACCUGAUUAUUUAAUGUGGAUGAAUACUCUCUUUAGUGCAGUCUCUUGUAGCACCAGCCCUACAUCGUGCGUAGACAAACGGUGCCUUUUCCACUUGGAAGACUGGCAGUCCGUGUAAGGGUCAUUGGUUCAAGGCUUUCGUUGAUGUCUGUGCUUACUUUACUGAGUCUAUAGGCAAAAUGAGAUGUAGAAACAAUUACUCGAUCGACAGUAUAUUUGGAAUUAACUAUUAGCAUUCUCAAUCUCCAAUUCUGCACAUUUGAAGUGUGUCAUGCUGAAAUAAAUUACAUUUUUACUGAA
Molecule: messenger RNA, 1738 nt
Organism: Oncorhynchus gorbuscha (pink salmon)
Lineage: Eukaryota; Metazoa; Chordata; Actinopteri; Salmoniformes; Salmonidae
Gene: ahsa1a
Product: AHA1, activator of heat shock protein ATPase homolog 1a
Exons: 10
Coding region: 386-1402 (338 amino acids)
Biological process (GO): positive regulation of ATP-dependent activity; protein folding
Cellular component (GO): cytosol
Molecular function (GO): ATPase activator activity; protein-folding chaperone binding
Source: RefSeq, a predicted model, not a curated record